UACUUCAGGCCUACAUGCUUGUCAACCGAGGCAAUACUGAGACAUAUGCGCUGGUGGAGCGACCAGCUACAUCUACUCUACCAGGUGGUGUGUUUGUGGACAGCAGUCUCAUUUCAUUGCCAAACCAGGGUUCCCAGAAGCUGGCUGUGUUCCUCAGGAAUGAAGCCGAUCACGACAUAGUCCUGCCUACUAACUGUGUCAUUGCUGACUUCAAUGUGGCAAAUGCAAUCAUUGAAAAUUACCAAGCCGCUGAUGUGAAUGGACAAAAUGUUGUUGAACGUUUCACUCAACAAAAUAGUAAGGCAUCUUCAGUUGACAAGGAAUCCUUAUCGGAAACCUUUGAUUUCGGCCCCACCCUUCCAGAUGAAUGGAAGGGAAGAGUCACACACAAGCUGAAUGGCUUUUCUGAUGUCUUCGCUCAGCACGACCUUGACUUUGGUCAUGGAUCAAAAAUUCAGCAUCACAUUAGAUUGAAGGACGAGACGCCAUUCAAACAGAGAAGCCGUCCAAUUCAUCCUCGUGACUAUGAAGCAGUUAAAAAGCAUCUCCAAACCCUUCUCAGUGCAGGCAUAAUUGGAGAAUCAGAGUCCCCAUUCUCAUCACCGAUAGUGGUGGUGAGGAAGAAAGACGGCGAUGUUCGACUCUGUGUGGAUUACAGGAAACUCAAUCUUCAAACAAUUAAGGAUGCCUAUGCAUUACCACUUCUGGAGGAAUCUUUCUCAGUUCUUGCUGGAUCCAAAUGGUUCUCUGUGAUGGAUUUGAAGGCUGGAUAUUAUCAAAUUGAAAUGAACAACGAAGACAAGCCCAAAACUGCAUUUUGCUGCCCUUUUGGGUUUUAUGAGUUCAAUAGAAUGCCUCAGGGGAUCACCAAUGCCCCGAGCACCUUUCAACGGCUCAUGGAGAAAUGCAUGAAUGAUAUCAACCUAAAAGAAGUUCUUGUUUUUCUGGAUGACAUCAUAGUGUUCUCCGAGACUUUAGAGGAGCAUGAGAUAAGGCUUGUUCAUGUACUUGACCGUCUCAGAGAGUAUGGGUUAAAGCUUUCCCCAAAGAAAUGCAAGUUUUUCCAAAGCUCAGUCCAUUACUUGGGACAUGUUGUAUCCAGCAAUGGUGUAAAGACAGACCCUAAAAAGACGGAAGCCUUAAAGACAUGGCCCAGACCACAGAAUCUGAAGGAGCUUGAAUCAUUCUUGGGCUUCACUGGUUAUUACCGGAGAUUUGUGAAGGAUUAUUCACAAGUGGUCAAGCCUCUCACCAAUCUCACUGCUGGUUAUCCACCCCGCCGGAAGGGAACCGAAAUCAAUCAUCGAAAUGACAAAUACCUCAAUCCAAGAGAAGCAUUUGGUGAUCGCUGGAGUAUGGCCUGUCAGGAAGCUUUUGAGGAGAUAAAAGACAGACUGACAUCAACUCCUGUUCUUGGAUAUGCAGACUCCAGGCUCCCUUAUGUGCUACAUACUGAUGCCAGCACAACUGGAUUAGGGGCCGCCUUAUAUCAAGAGCAGGAAGGUGAGACAAGAGUAAUUGCUUAUGCAAGUAGAGGGUUGUCCCGCAGUGAAGCACGAUACCCAGCACAUAAGCUUGAAUUCUUGGCCCUUAAAUGGGCAGUCACCGAGAAGUUUCAUGACUAUUUGUAUGGGAACGAUUUCACAGUGAUUACUGACAACAAUCCUUUGACAUAUCUGCUCACCACUGCCAAGCUCGAUGCUGUGAGCUACCGCUGGUUGGCAGCACUAUCCACCUUCACAUUCAACAUCAAAUAUCGAGCCGGUAAACAAAAUGUGGAUGCAGAUGGGUUGUCGAGGAGACCUCAUGGUCCAUUGGAAAAUGAUGCCAUAUCACAAGAGGAGGGUCAAAGGAUCGACCAAUUCACUUCUCAAUUAUUGGCAUCCACAAAUGAGGUUGAACAGGUAACUCCGGGCACUGUCAAAGCUGUCUGUCAAAGACACACUGUAGAACAUGGUCCAGAGCCUGUGCCCUUCUUUGGCUAUGUUGAGUCACUUGCCAUACACACAGAGGCAAUCCCUGAUGUUUUUGCGGAGGAGGAGUCACAGGAUGGGUCCAUCACUGUGCCAAAAUAUAAUGAAUCUGCUCUUGUUCAACUGCAAAAAGAAGAUCCAGUUAUCAGCAAAAUUAGUGGGUUGAUGGAAAAUGGUACAGAAUUACCGGCAGAUUGCAUCACAGACUCUCCUGAAGUACGGUUGAUCCUAAGAGAGUGGAAAAGACUUCAGAUGAAAUCAGGCCUACUAUAUCGGACACGGAAAAGCGAGGGGGAAACCUCAUUCCAGUUGGUUCUUCCAGCUGUCUUGAGACCUAUAGUGCUCAAGAAUCUCCAUGACGAAAUGGGUCAUUUAGGCAUUGAACGCACCCUGGAGCUCACUCGAUCACGGUUCUACUGGCCAAAGAUGGCCGCAGAUAUCGAGAGAAAAGUUAAAACAUGUGAACGAUGUGUUCGGAGGAAGGUGUACCCAGACAACGCAGCCCCACUGGUGAACAUUCAGACAUCUCGACCUAUGGAGUUGGUCUGUAUGGAUUUCCUUUCACUGGAGCCUGACAACCGAAACACAAGGGACAUUCUUGUUGUGACGGAUCAUUUCACAAAAUAUGCCAUAGCUAUUCCUACCAGAGACCAGAAGGCCACCACUGUUGCUAAAGCCCUAUGGGAAAAUGUUUUGGUUCAUUAUGGAUUCCCAGAACGCCUCCAUAGUGACCAAGGCAGAGACUUUGAGUCUCAUACCAUCAAGGAAUUAUGUGCAUUAACAGGCACCCACAAAGUCAGAACAAGCCCUUACCAUCCAAGGGGAAAUCCAGUUGAAAGAUACAACCGCACACUCCUCAGUAUGUUAGGCACUCUGGAGGACAAAAACAAGACAAAAUGGCGAGAGUAUGUUAAGCCCCUCACCCAUGCCUACAAUUGUACACGAAAUGAUGUAACCGGAUUCUCUCCAUAUGAGUUGAUGUUUGGGAGACAGCCAAGGCUACCAAUUGACAUCGCCUUCGGAUUGCCAGUCAAAGCAAAAGAAUCAAGUUCACAUUCUCAGUAUGUGAGGAACUUAAAAUUCCAUUUGGAAGAGAGUUAUCAAACUGCCAUAAAAAAACUCUUGCAAGAUAGCAGAGAAAAACAAGAAGCGAUUUGACAAAGUGGUCAGAGAGUCUAUCCUUGAUGUGGGGGAUCGUGUUUUGGUAAGGAAUCUUCGCCUUCGUAACAAACACAAGUUGGCAGAUUGUUGGGAAUCCAUGAUCUAUGUAGUUGCCAAGCGGAUGGGAGAUUUACCAGUCUAUUCUGUAAAACCUGAAAGAGGAGAAGGCCCGUCUAGAACCUUGCACAGAGACCACCUAUUUCCUUGUGGAUUUCUAUCUAGAGAUAAGGAUGAGACACAAAAGACCAAAGGUGAUCUGACAAACCCUAAAACAAGAAAGCAAAGUGCUAUUCAACAAGAAGGAGAGGCUGUCGCUUCAGAUGAUGACAAUGACGAGAGCUGGUAUGGGGUUGCUCCAUUACCAAAUGUCACAGAAACAAGGGUUGUCAGAGAGUACAAGGUUCCAAAGACCAACCCAACACCUGGUUGGGGUAACCAAAGUAAACAAUCUUUCCACCCUCAUCCAUGUCACACCAAUGUGGACGAAGAUGGAACUUUACAACGAAAUGAUGCCCAGCCUCAAGGGAGUAGGUGUUCAGAUAACUAUGACACAACCAAGACAUUAUCCUUGACACCUGACAUAAACAACCUACCAAAUGUGGAACACUUACCUGACGUGGGAUCGCAAGCUGUACCUGAAAUAGAAACAAGACAACCACCUGAAAUGGAACUUCAACCCCUACCUGAGAACUUACCUGAUGUCCUUCCAGUCUGCGCCGAACCAGAACUCAUGGAAAGCUCUGUGGGGAUUGAGGCUGAAGGAUCGAUUCUUAAAGAAUCGGGAAAGCCACAAACUAACAAUACUGAACUAGAGCAAACCCAAGAGACAACUGAGAUGAGAGAAAAAGAGGGUAUUCCUAUCAGACAAUCUUCCAGACAUCGUGAACCACCACGGAGGUUCCAUUACCCUAGGUUAGGGAAUCCCCUAGUUUCUGUUGUCACUUCCUUGUUUCAGGGGUUGAAUAAUGCCCUGAUAGGCUCUCUCAUCGAUGACAGUACGACAGGUUGGCUAUCAGAUAUCCCUUUUGAGUUCAAUGAGCCGAUUACACAACAGCCUUAAAGCACAGAGACGCGCAUUCACUUGAGGGGGGAGUGUGUAACCCAUGGAUAAAACCAUGAAUUACUAAUAACAAUAUUAAUAGUAAUUGGCCUGUCAUCUUCUGUCGGGUAUUUUAUUUUGAAAUCUUUUAUUUUGGAAGCGGAACUCAACCUCCGUAUGUGGAGCAGUUCCCUUCUUCGCUGAUUUCAUUGAACGGAGAUUAGCGAGACGGAGCAGGUGAAUAGUGUUAAAAAACACGGAAUAUUAGUGAAAAGCAGCAGACGGACUGGACAAGUCAGCUGUAAGCGGGCUGAGACUGUGUGUUUCAAUGUUGUAACAUUUCUCGGUGAGUAAUAUGAUUUGUGUAUGUGUAACUUGUGAGCUAGCUUAGUGUGGUUAGCCACACGAGGCGGUGUGAAAGGCUGCACAGUUCAAUUCACAUUGUGUUGUAAUUAAGUUAAUCCAAGUUAUGGGUAACGGAGAAAAUUGAUACAUUGAAUUAAGAGUGAAACAUGUACAGUAAAGUAUAUGUAAGAUGGUUAAAGCAUUUAACCGUUAAAAUAACUUUUUAUAUUUAAUUUCAAACUGCCUGAUGUUUUAUACAGGCUGGGUUUUUUACUAUCUUGGAUGCCUUUAAUCACACCAUUGGACUACUGGUUGUGAACUGGACGACCUGUGAACUGGAAUCUCUCCUUGGUGGAGAGUGGCGAGCCACCCAUUGGACGUCUGGAUCGGUGAUUUUCCUGCCUCACUGUACGUGCGGUUGGACUGGAGGGACGUGGCUGAGUAUUUUUUCUUUUGUUAUUUUGGUUAUUGGGUGCACCCAUAACAAGGACUGUAUAGAGAAUUUUAUGCCGGCUUUAGCAUUCUUCCUGUUGUUACCCGUUGUUAAUGUACUGUAAUACAGUUGUGUAUUCAUAUA
This is a messenger RNA of Betta splendens (Siamese fighting fish), 5095 nucleotides long. RefSeq names its product retrovirus-related Pol polyprotein from transposon 412. The record is from RefSeq and is a predicted model, not a curated record. The transcript has a single exon. The coding region runs from base 15 to 3131 and encodes 1038 amino acids. Gene Ontology annotation, biological process: DNA integration. Gene Ontology annotation, molecular function: nucleic acid binding. NCBI's taxonomy places the organism in Eukaryota, Metazoa, Chordata, Actinopteri, Anabantiformes, Osphronemidae.